Messenger RNA from Cyprinodon variegatus (sheepshead minnow), 1710 nucleotides. It is a transcript of the gene calr, whose product is annotated as calreticulin-like. Lineage: Eukaryota; Metazoa; Chordata; Actinopteri; Cyprinodontiformes; Cyprinodontidae. Gene Ontology annotation, molecular function: calcium ion binding. The transcript has 9 exons. The coding region runs from base 190 to 1476 and encodes 428 amino acids. Gene Ontology annotation, cellular component: endoplasmic reticulum; endoplasmic reticulum membrane. The record is from RefSeq and is a predicted model, not a curated record. Gene Ontology annotation, biological process: protein folding.
AUCUGUUCCGAGCAGAGAGGAGAGCGGCUGGUUCUCCUCGGCGGCUCUGCGCUCUAAUAUGAUUGUAUGAGAAAGACGGGACCGAUAAUAUAGAUAUAUAUUGCAGAUAAGGCAGAAAUAUCCAUUCAGGCGGGCAAAUUAAAUAUUUUUAAGAUUUAUUGCGGACGGAGAGAUAUUUAGCUCCUAACCAUGAGCGGGCUGUCGGUGGUUUUGAUGGCCGUGUUUGCCGUCUCCAUCCUGGCCGAGUCCUCGGUCUAUUUCCGAGAGCAGUUCGAGGAUGGUGAUGCCUGGAAUAGUCGCUGGAUGGAAUCCAAGCACAAGUCAGACUAUGGCAAGUUUGUCCUGACUGCAGGGAAGUUCUAUGGAGAUGCAGAGAUGAACAAAGGUCUGCAGACGAGCCAGGAUGCCCGCUUUUAUGCUUUGUCAGCCCGUUUCGAUGACUUCAGUAACAAAGGCGAGUCUCUAGUCAUCCAGUUCACUGUGAAACACGAGCAGAACAUCGACUGUGGCGGAGGCUACAUCAAACUGUUUCCCUCUCAGCUCAAUCAGGAUGACAUGCAUGGAGACUCUGUCUACAACAUCAUGUUUGGUCCUGAUAUUUGUGGCCCAGGAACAAAGAAAGUUCAUGUGAUCUUCAACUACAAAGGCAAAAACCAUUUGAUUAACAAGGAUAUCAGGUGCAAGGAUGAUGAGUACACCCAUUUGUACACGCUGAUCGUCAACCCAGACAACACGUAUGAGGUGAAGAUCGACAACAAGAAGGUCGAGUCUGGCAACCUGGAGGAUGACUGGGACUUUCUGCCUCCCAAAAAAAUCAAGGACCCCAAUGCCAAAAAGCCAGAGGACUGGGAUGACAGGGAGAAAAUUCCAGACCCGGAUGAUAAGAAGCCUGAGGAUUGGGACAAGCCUGAGAAUAUCCCAGAUCCUGAUGCCAAAAAGCCUGACGACUGGGAUGAUGAGAUGGAUGGAGAGUGGGAGCCCCCCAUGAUUACCAACCCUGACUACAAGGGCGAGUGGAAACCAAGAGAGAUUGAUAACCCUGCAUACAAAGGCAAAUGGGUCCACCCUGAGAUUGACAAUCCAGAAUACACAGCCGACCCAGAGAUCUACAAAUAUGACAGCAUCGGCGUGAUCGGGCUGGACCUGUGGCAGGUGAAAUCUGGGACCAUCUUUGACAACUUCCUUAUCACCAAUGAUCCUAAACUGGCUGAAGAAGUUGGCAACGAAACCUGGGGUAAAACUAAGGAUGGUGAGAGGACGAUGAAGGAAAGCCAAGAGGAAGAGGAGAGGAAGAAGCGAGAGGAGGAGGAUAAGAACAGGAAAGAUGACGCGAAGGACGAUGAGGAGGAAGAGGAUGAGAAGGAUGACGAGGAAGAGGACGAAGAAGACGAGGAGGAAGAGGGCGAGGAACCAGAAGAGGAGGGGGAAGAGGAAGACGAUGAAGGCACAGACUCUCAACUCAAGGAUGAGUUAUAAAACUCAGGAACUGCUCAGUUUGUUGGAUGAUGUUGAAUAGAGACAGAGAUGAAAGACUGUCACCUUUUGGGAAGGGGGAGGGGCUGGGCGGGGAUGGACUUUUUAUUUGUUUACAAAACAAAAGGGAUAGGUCAAUAAGGGCAAUUACUGUUGUUUCCUGUUUCAUUGAGCCACUACUGCUACUAAUAACAUAAUUAUUGUUAUAUAAAUUGGAAUAAUAGAUACAAUCCGCUG